AUGGCUUCUCAGCAGAACCCACAAUCCAAUUUCCAAGAUUUGCUGCCCACCAUGGCAGACAAGCUUGGUGGGGAUGGUUUAAUCGGAGAGCUCUGUAAUGGGUUCAAUUUGUUAAUGGAUUCUAACAAGGGGGUCAUCACCUUUGAGAGCCUCAAGCGGAACUCUGCUCUGCUGGGCUUGCAGGAUCUGAGCGAUGAUGAUCUACGGUCCAUGUUGGAGGAAGGCGAUUUCGACGGUGAUGGGGCUCUUAAUCAGAUGGAGUUCUGUGUUUUGAUGUUCAGACUGAGCCCUGAGCUUAUGGAUGAGUCUCGGUUGUGGCUUGAGCAAGCUCUUCAACAGGAGUUGAAGUAUUGUUAUUGA
This is a messenger RNA of Prunus armeniaca (apricot), 360 nucleotides long. The record is from the annotation of a GenBank genome assembly. NCBI's taxonomy places the organism in Eukaryota, Viridiplantae, Streptophyta, Magnoliopsida, Rosales, Rosaceae.